Molecule: messenger RNA, 1212 nt
Organism: Zasmidium cellare ATCC 36951
Lineage: Eukaryota; Fungi; Ascomycota; Dothideomycetes; Mycosphaerellales; Mycosphaerellaceae
Exons: 4
Coding region: 1-1212 (403 amino acids)
Biological process (GO): L-valine biosynthetic process
Cellular component (GO): mitochondrion
Molecular function (GO): ketol-acid reductoisomerase activity
Source: RefSeq, a predicted model, not a curated record
AUGGCUUCCAAGCACGCCAGCAGAGCCCUCCGCGCCUCGUUGAGGCAGCUCAAGACUCCUCAGGUCCAGCAGCGGUCGUUCGUUAGUGCUGUCAACGCCAGCAGACCCAGCCUGCAGCCAGCUCUCAAAGCUGGUUCGUCUGCUGUUGUCCAGCAGACUCGAGGCAAGAAGACCGUCGACUUCGCCGGCGACAAGGAGAUCGUGUAUGAGCGCGACGACUGGCCUCGUGACAAGCUCCUCGACUACUUCAAGAACGACACCCUCGCCCUCAUCGGUUACGGCUCGCAAGGUCACGGCCAGGGCCUGAACCUCCGUGACAACGGUCUCAAUGUCAUUGUUGGUGUGCGCAAGAACGGCGCCAGCUGGAAAGAGGCAGAGCAGGAUGGUUGGAUACCCGGCAAGAACCUCUUCGACGUUGAUGAGGCCAUCCAGAAGGGCACGAUCAUCAUGAACCUGCUCAGUGAUGCUGCUCAGAGCGAGACUUGGCCACGUAUCAAGCCAUUGCUCACCAAGGGCAAGACUCUCUACUUCUCCCACGGUUUCUCCCCAGUCUUCAAGGACCAGACCAACGUCGAGCCCCCGAAGGACAUCGAUGUCAUCCUUGUCGCACCAAAGGGCUCCGGCCGCACCGUUCGCACUCUCUUCCGCGAGGGUCGCGGUAUCAACAGCAGUGUCGCCGUCUUCCAGGACGUCACCGGCAAGGCUCAGGAGAAGGCGAUCGCCCUCGGCACAGCCAUUGGCUCAGGCUACAUGUACAUGACCACCUUCGAGAAGGAGGUCCACAGCGAUCUGUACGGUGAGCGUGGUUGCUUGAUGGGUGGUAUCCACGGCAUGUUCCUCGCUCAGUACGAGGUCCUGCGUGAGAACGGCCACUCCCCAUCUGAGGCCUUCAACGAGACCGUCGAGGAGGCCACCCAGUCUCUGUACCCAUUGAUUGGCCAGAACGGCAUGGACUACAUGUACGCCGCUUGCUCCACCACCGCCCGUCGUGGUGCCAUCGACUGGAGCAAGCGCUUCAAGGAGAACCUCAAGCCCCUGUUCGAGGAGCUCUACGACAGCGUCAAGACCGGCAAGGAGACCCAGCGCACCAUGGAGUACGCUGGCCGUCCCGACUACCGCGAGGCAUUCGAGAAGGAGAUGGAGGAGAUCCGCAACCUCGAGAUCUGGAGAGCAGGCAAGGCCGUCCGCAGCCUGCGACCCGAGAACCAGUAG